This is a messenger RNA of Anoplopoma fimbria (sablefish), 2581 nucleotides long. RefSeq names its product acetyl-coenzyme A synthetase 2-like, mitochondrial. Gene Ontology annotation, molecular function: acetyl-CoA synthetase activity; AMP binding. The record is from RefSeq and is a predicted model, not a curated record. NCBI's taxonomy places the organism in Eukaryota, Metazoa, Chordata, Actinopteri, Perciformes, Anoplopomatidae. Gene Ontology annotation, cellular component: mitochondrion.
AUGUCUGCUCAGAGCAGCAGGGGUACCGGACUGUUCCGGACCCUCCUGAGCCGCUCCAGAGCCCCGGGACCGGGUCGGUACCGGUGUGUGUCCUCCGCGCUCCCCCCGCCGGGCACCUGGAGCUCGCAGCUGUCGCGGAUGUCGCACCGGGACCUGUGGCUCUCCCUCACGGACCCGGAUCAGUUCUGGGCUGCCGCCGCGGACCGGCUCCGCUGGGUGAAACCGUUUGACCGGGUCCGGGACUGCGACCUCAGCACCGGGAGGAUCAGAUGGUUCCUGGGAGGGAAGCUCAACGUGUCCGUGAACUGUCUGGAUGUCCAUGUGGAUAAACAUCCCGACCGAGUGGCUCUGAUAUGGGAGCGAGACGAACCUGGCACUGAGGUGAAGGUCACCUACAGAGAGCUGCUGGAGACAACAUGCCGUCUCGCCAACACCCUCAAGAGCCAUGGGAUCCAAAAGGGGGACAGGGUUGCCAUUUACAUGCCCGUGUCACCGCUGGCGGUGGCGGCCAUGUUGGCGUGUGCCCGUAUUGGUGCAGUGCACACUGUGGUGUUUGCUGGCUUCAGCUCAGAGGCUCUGGCAGGGAGGAUCCAGGAUGCCCAGUGUAAAGCUGUGGUCACCUUUAAUCAAGGUGUGAGGGGCGGACGUCUCAUUGACCUGAAGGCUACAGUGGACGCAGCAGUGAAGAGCUGUCCAACUGUCCAACAUGUGUUUGUCGCUCAGAGGACAGAAAACCGUGCUGUGAUGGGACAGCUGGACGUCCCACUGGAGGAGGCGAUGUCCUCUCAGUCUCCGGUCUGUCCUGCGGAGCCUCUGGACAGUGAGGAUCUUCUGUUUCUUCUCUACACAUCAGGAAGUACGGGGAAACCUAAAGGCAUCGUUCACACACAGGCUGGUUACCUGUUGUUCAGCUCACUCACUCACCAGUACGUGUUCGACCACCAGGACGGCGACGUGUUCGGCUGCGUGGCCGACGUCGGCUGGAUAACGGGACACAGCUACGUGGUGUACGGCCCGCUGUGCAACGGAGCCACCACCGUCCUGUUCGAGAGCACACCGGUCUACCCAGACCCAGGUAGGUACUGGGAGAUGGUCCAGCGUCUGAGGAUCUCUCAGUUCUACGGAGCUCCGACGGCUCUCCGUCUGCUGCUGAAGUACGAUGAGAGCUUUGUGAAGAAGUACGACCGCUCGUCUCUGAGGACGCUGGGAUCAGUGGGAGAGCCCAUUAACCAUGAAGCCUGGCACUGGUUCCACAGUGUGGUUGGAGACGGACGGUGCCCUCUAGUGGACACCUGGUGGCAGACAGAAACCGGUGGAGUCUGCAUCGCCCCGCGUCCUUCAGAGGAAGGAGCCGCCAUCGUACCGGCGAUGGCCAUGAGGCCGUUCUUUGGCAUCCAGCCAGACCUGAUGGGGGAGAAGGGUGAACCUCUGUCCGGUGGCGGAGUGGGAGGAGCUCUGGUUAUCGGCCAACCGUGGCCCGGUAUGGCCCGCAGCAUCUACGGAGACCACGGGCGGUUCAUCGAGGCCUAUUUCAAACCGUACCCAGGUUAUUUUUUCACCGGUGACGGCGCGUACCGCUCAGAGGACGGGUUCUACCAGAUAACCGGACGGAUGGAUGACGUCAUCAACGUCAGCGGCCAUCGCCUCGGGACGGCGGAGAUCGAGGACGCUCUGGAUGAACAUCCAGCUGUUCCAGAAACAGCUGUGAUUGGAUUCCCUCAUGAGAUCAAAGGAGAAGUGCCGUUUGCCUUCGUGGUUCUGAAGGAGGACUUGGACUCGACCCCCGUCGUCCUCCAGGAGCUCAGAGAACUCGUCUCCACAAAGAUCGCCAGAUACGCCGUCCCGGAGCACUUCCUGGUGGUGAAGCGGCUCCCCAAGACUCGCUCCGGGAAGAUCAUGAGGCGGAUCCUCAGGAAGGUUGCCAUGGAGACAACAGGUGACCUCGGCGACGUGUCGACUCUGGAUGACCCGUCCGUCGUCAAGGAGAUAAUCGAGGCCCACGAGCAGUACAGGAAGCAGAGAGGAGGAGAGAAGAAGAAGGACUUCCUGUCGCCGUCUCGUUAAACCGCGGGGAGGAAGCGGGCGGGGCCGAGCCGGUCUUCAGGUACGGACGACGUCAUCGUUCCUCAGGUAGAACCCGAGCUGUUCGCAGACCAGAGGAGUAGUGGACAGAACCUUUUUUUAUUACAUUACAUUACAGUCAUUUAGCAGACGCUUUUCUCCAGAGCGACUUACAGUCAGUAGUAUGUUACAUAUCAUUCACCCAUUCACACACUGAUGACAGGCUACCAUCAAGGUGCCACCAUCAGACUCUAACUAACAUUCAUCAUCAGUCCACACCGAUGGCCUUCAGGAGCAACUUGGGGUUAAGUGUCUUGCCCAAGGACACAUCGACAAGAAGCCGGGUAUCGAACCACCGACCCUCUGAUUGGAGAACUACCUUGCUCUCCACUACGCCACAGCCGCCCCGGUAUAUAUCCUUAUACACGAAGAACAGAGACACAGUCAGGAGACAGUUAGCCUAGCUUAGCAUAAAUACUGGACCAGGAGGGGAGAAGAAGACGAAAUCACUAACUGUGGU